Penicillium nucicola is the source of this 915-nucleotide messenger RNA. Its product is annotated as SDR family NAD(P)-dependent oxidoreductase. The transcript is spliced from 4 exons. Lineage: Eukaryota; Fungi; Ascomycota; Eurotiomycetes; Eurotiales; Aspergillaceae. The record is from RefSeq and is a predicted model, not a curated record. Bases 1 to 915 code for a protein of 304 amino acids. Gene Ontology annotation, molecular function: oxidoreductase activity, acting on the CH-OH group of donors, NAD or NADP as acceptor.
AUGGCCCCCUCUGACCGUCUGACUCAGGUGAAUGAACACCUCAAUUACCCCGCGGGCGUGCUAGCCGGCCAAGUCGCCAUCAUCACCGGCGCAGGCCAGGGAAUUGGAGCAGAGGCCGCACGCCUAUUUGCAAACGAGGGCGCAAAGGUCAUUGUCGCUGACAUCGAUGCGAAAAAGGCCAACGCCGUCGCAGACGCAAUCAACGCGGCCAAGGCUGGUCGUGCCUUAGCAGUCGUGGGUGAUAUUCUCGACGGCGACUAUGUGACCGAGCUUGUCAAGCGUGCUGCCGAAUUCGGCAAUGGCAAGAUCCACAUCAUCGUGAACAAUGCCGGAUUUACUUGGGAUGGAGUUAUUCACAAGAUGACCGAUAAACAAUGGGACACCAUGCUAGCAGUGCACAACACCGCACCCUUCCGUCUCGUGCGCGCCGCAGCACCCUACUUCCGCGUCAAGGAUCAAGAGCCGCGCGUUGUGAUUAACAUCAGCAGCACGAGUGGAAUCCACGGGAAUGCUGGGCAAGCAAACUACGCCGUCGCAAAGGCUGGCGUGGUAGGCCUCACGAAAACAAUCGCCAAGGAAUGGGGCCCUGCGUUCGGCGUCCGCUCGAAUACCAUUGCCUUUGGCUAUGUGACGACGCGCCUGACAGCUGCCAAGGAAGAAGGCGCUUUUAUCACUACGCCUGACGGCACGAAGGUUGCGCUUGGGAUUCCGGGUAAGCAGCUCGCUAGUAAGAAGGGCUCUGCGGCGGAGGAGGAGAAAAAGAAGGAGGCGGAUGCCAAUGCUUAUCCUGAUAUCCCGCUGCGGCGACCGGCUAGUCCUGUUGAGGCUGCUCGGUCUAUUUUGGGGGUUGCUUCGCCUUGGUUCUCUUAUGUUAAUGGGGAGACUAUUCGGGUGACUGGGGGUAGGAAUAUGUAA